This is a messenger RNA of Falco peregrinus (peregrine falcon), 5881 nucleotides long. RefSeq names its product transcription factor EB (gene TFEB). The coding region runs from base 2119 to 3648 and encodes 509 amino acids. Gene Ontology annotation, molecular function: RNA polymerase II cis-regulatory region sequence-specific DNA binding; DNA-binding transcription factor activity, RNA polymerase II-specific; protein dimerization activity. NCBI's taxonomy places the organism in Eukaryota, Metazoa, Chordata, Aves, Falconiformes, Falconidae. Gene Ontology annotation, biological process: positive regulation of DNA-templated transcription; regulation of transcription by RNA polymerase II; humoral immune response. The transcript has 9 exons. Gene Ontology annotation, cellular component: nucleus. The record is from RefSeq and is a predicted model, not a curated record.
CAGGCUGUUUGCGCUGGCGGGCUGUGAAUUCCCCGGGCGGUCAGUCGGACAGUGAUGUUUCAAUCAGGGCUCCUGUGCCCUGCCAGCCGCUCUGCGGGAACCACAGAGGCAGGAUCUGGCCCCACCGUGGUGGUGUCCCCCCGUCUCCCCCAGCCCUGCUCUGGGGACCCGGCUGGUGGGUGCCAGCCUCCACCUGCCAUGCUCAGCCAGGGGGAUGGCGUGCGUGGUGUCCCCCAGGUGUGCCACGCUGGGCAGAGGGGCUUUUUGGGGUGAAGGAGAGGUGUCAGAGCAAGGCUGUGUAUUAUUAACCCCGUAAUGGCUGCCACUCGCAGGUGGGCACCUGUGGGUAUACUGUGGCACCAACAGAACCAGGGGGCCUUUUUAUGGACCCCAUUUAUUCUGCCCUGGGAGUGAUGCUGUGACAAGGGACGCUCAGUCCUGGCUCUUGGUACCCAGGGAGCGAUGCUUUUCCCUCCACUGGGUCCCUGACACCUCCCUGGUGGGUCAAGCCUACCUGGGCAGUUUGGGGACCGCUUUAGCCGGGGUCCUGCUGCCUUACAAGACCUGCAUUAAUGUUUUUACUGUGCUGGAUACCUGGGCCACUUCCAGGGGCGGUAUUUAACGCAUGGAAGGGAAAACAUUUGGCCUCUGACCCAAACGCCUGUUAACAAUGUCGCGGUCCACGUUUCUGAGAUGCCGGGGCUAAAAACAGUCCCAGUGACUCAGUCUCUCGCUGGCAUUGUCAACUGACCCUGGCUUUCAUUUGCCAAGUCCCUCCGCCUUCUCCUUCUCCCUUUCAGGGCUGCGUGCUUGCCGCACAGGGAAGGUGCCUCUGGAUGGGGCUGGGGUGGCUCUGGCCAUCCACCUGCCUGACCCAUCUCUUGCCUGACCCGUCUCCGGCUGGGUGGGUGAUGGGGAGGGCAAUGCUGCUCUCUGGGGUUGGAAACGGGGCCGUCCCCGCUCUUUUCCCACCACCCCAUCCUCAUCCCAGAGGGGCGUAGGCUGGAUGGGACCCCUGGAGCCUCUGGUCCAGCCCCAAGUGUGGCCGACGUUGGCGUUGGAUCGGGGUCUCCAAGCAUGGAGGUUGCUCCGCUACCAGGGUUUGGCCACCUUUAUGGUGAGGAAUCCCCUUCUGAUACCCUGGGUUGGACCCUGUGCCACUGCCCCUUUCUGGGGCUGCCAACCACAGCACUGCGCUCCUCCACGUGCCGAUGAAGAUGAAAGGACCCCGGCCUCCUUCCUGCUGGGUGCCAGCAUUACCCGACCUCUGACACCACGGCUAUGCUGACAUGGCAUAAGUCAUUCCCGCGGUGGCCUUGCCAAGUCAGGGCGAGUUCCCCAAGGGAGAAACUGUGGGGCUGGUCCCAGCUGCGCGGGAGUAGAAGGUUGCUGGCCAUGCUGCUGGCAUGGUGGCACGGUGGCACAGCAGUGGCUUGCUGGCCUGGCCCAGGAAAGCUUCUCCAGGGGGGAAGCAGGGGAGCUUGAUCUGCUCAGGGUGUGCAGGGAGGUGCUGUGGUGCCCUCAUGGGAUGCUGGCACCCCCAGCAUGGGUGCAAAGGGGAUGCGGUGCAAAGAAGAUGCAGUGCAAAGCAGCUUCGCACAACAGGGCCGUGGGGGGUGUCCCCGGCAUCGUGCCAGCUGCAUGGGGUGUCACACAGGCAUCCUUGUCAUCCCUUUAUCCUGGCUGGUGCUGGCCAUCGCUGGCAUCGCCAUCCUGGUGGGGACCAGCUGUGGGUGCUGGAGGGGACCACAUAUGCUGCCCAGCGGGGCCAGAUCUGGCUGCGUGAUGCUGGUGCUUAGUCUGCAUCUGCUCGGGGCACACGGAGGGUGAGGGGUCCCUGUGCCAGGUCCCCUGGAGUCACAAGGGAUGGCUUUUGCCCCUCAGUGUGUUUGCAGGCAGGGAUGCCACUGCAGGAGGGGACAUGAUGGGGUCUGGCAUCCCGGAGAGCCCAGCGGCGGUGGCUGCAUCUAUUUUUGCCAUGCUUUUUCUCAGCUCAGUUGCUAACUCCUGUGUUGCAGUGAGAAAAACAAACAGGUUUGGAGGUUUUUUGCAACUUCCCCCCCCACCCCCCUGCACACCCUGUGUGGCUGCUACCACAUUAAAAGCGGGGUCCUGAAAAUGAGGAAACACGGGACCAGGGCUGGCCCCAGCAAGGAGCCCGGAGGAGCUGCAACCAACUGGCCCUGGCACCUGGACCCCCCCAGCCCUGCCAUCCUGUGUGCAGGGUCACCUCUGUGCCCGGUGGGCACCCGUGUCCCACCCCCUCGCUGCACCAUGGCGUCCCGCAUCGGUCUGCGGAUGGAGCUGAUGAAGCAGCAAGCGCAGCAGGAGGCCGAGAGGGAGCGCGUGCAGCAGCAGAUGAUGAUGAACUACAUGCAGCAGCAGCGGAUGCCGGUAGCCUCCACCCCGGCCAUCAACACCCCCGUCCACUACCAGUCCCCACCGCCCGUGCCUGGAGAGGUCCUCAAGGUCCAGUCCUACCUGGAAAACCCCACCACGUACCACCUGCAGAAGUCGCGGGAUAAGAAGGUUCAGGCUUAUCUCUCUGAAACCUAUGGGAACAAGUUUGCUGCCCACGUCAGCCCCGUCAGCCACUCGCCCAAGCCACCCCCCGCCGCGUCCCCCGGCGUCCGACCCAGCCACGUCAUGUCCUCCUCGGCGGGCAACAGCGCGCCCAACAGCCCCAUGGCCAUGCUCAACAUCAGCUCCAACCCCGAGCGGGAGUUCGAUGAGGUCAUCGAUGACAUCAUGCGCCUGGAUGAUGUUUUAGGCUAUAUGAACCCUGAAGUCCACAUGCCCAACACACUGCCGAUGUCCAGCAGUCACAUGAAUGUCUAUAGCGGGGACCCCCAAGUGACAGCCUCCCUCGUAGGUGUCACCAGCAGCUCCUGCCCUGCCGACCUCACCCAGAAGAGAGAGCUGACAGAUGCUGAGAGCCGAGCCCUGGCGAAAGAGCGCCAGAAGAAAGACAAUCACAACCUGAUUGAGAGACGGCGAAGGUUUAACAUCAACGACCGCAUCAAAGAGUUGGGGAUGCUGAUCCCCAAGGCCAAUGACCUGGACGUGCGCUGGAACAAAGGGACAAUCCUGAAGGCGUCUGUGGACUACAUCAAGAGGAUGCAGAAGGACUUGCAGAGGUCGCGAGACCUGGAGAAUCACUCGCGCCGUCUGGAGAUGACGAAUAAGCAGCUGCUGCUCCGCAUCCAGGAGCUGGAGAUGCAGGCGCGUGUCCACGGGCUGCCCACAUCCUCGCCCUCGGGUGUCAACGUGGCCGAGCUGGCUCAGCAGGUGGUCAAGCAAGAAGCCAGCGGGGACGAGGGGACGCUGGAGCCACUGCUGCCACCCCUGGACCCCGAAUCGCAGCCGCAGCCAGCGCUGCCUCCACCACCCCAGUCUCCCUACCACCAACUGGACUUUACCCACAGCCUGAGCUUCGACGACGGCUCCCGGGGCUUCCCGGACAGCCUGGAGCCUGGUCACAGUGCUUCCUUCCCAUCCCUAUCCAAGAAGGAGCUGGACUUGAUGCUGAUGCAGGACACCAUGCUGCCCCUGGCCUCCGACCCCUUGUUCUCGGCCAUGUCCCCGGAGGCUUCCAAGGCGAGCAGUCGCCGGAGCAGCUUCAGCAUGGAGGAUGCAGACAUGCUGUGACGAGGAGCUGCUCUGGUGCUGGGAGCGAGGACUGGACCUUCGAGUUUGGUUAGUGAAGUUACAGGGCACUUACUCGCAGGAGGAGCCCGUCCUGCCACGCACUUGAAUCUACGUAGGAGUACCUUUUCUCUAUGCAACGGGGGUCUCGGAUCAAGGCUCGCCGGGUACCGCCGUGUCUUUCGCAAGCUUUUUUUUUGCCAGGAGCUGGAGCGGACCUUCUUGGCUUGCUGUGGCGUUGGCCUGACUUGCAGAUUCCCCAGCCUGGGAGUGUGAGCUCGGCUGCUUUGCCUUUCAGCGAAACCCUCCUGGACCAAACCCCUUCCCCAGAGCGGGCAGGAGCCUUCGAGGCCCUGGGAGGAGAGGAGAGGGACGAUGCUCAGAGCUUUUUGUCUGGCUUUUUGCCUCCUUUCCAUCUCGCUCCGGGAGCCCACGUCCCCAAGGAGUGUUCCCCAGCGGUGGCCUCUGAGCCCUGCAGAUGCUUCACGGUGCCACAUCCUUCGUGGUUCCUCCUUCCUCGGAGCACCUGCUGCCUCGCUGGGUUGCAGGGCUGGAGGGAGGUGUUAAUUGGAGCACGUUUAAUUCAUGGGGCACAGGGCCGGGGGGUGUUGUCCGAGUGAGCUGGCUAUGAAUUCAGGUUGACGUUGAAGGCUUCCAGAACAGCUGGGAUGGGGUGUUUGAUGCUCAGUCAACUCCUUGCUGUGACCCCCACCUUGUGGGGGGCCCCACCUUGGGGUUUGGCAGCACCCACCACCCCAAAACCUCUCCAGCCUCUGGACAAGGGGCUGUGUGGUGCUGGGCAGCCUUCAGCCUCCCUCGAGACAUCCCCCCAGAGGUGCCUCUGCUCCCUAACACCAAGCCCUGGUUCUUCAGGUGGAACAAUUAAGGGUUUAACAGUUUUUUGGGGGGACACUUGUUGAAAGUAGAUGUCCUGCCCCACAUCUGGGCACGGAGGUCCAGGCUCUGCCUGGGGACCAGGGAAUGGUUUGUACCGAUUGCCAAACCUGAGCUGCUGCUCUCUGCCUUUGGCUCGGCGGGUUUAUUUCACUUCUCAGUGUCACCAGCUUGUUCCCCAGCCAGGAUGGCUUGGUGAUGGGGGGCUGCUUUGGGCUCUGCAUCAUCUUCUGCCUUCUCAGCCUGGCUGGUGGCGGGGAGGGGGCUGGGCAGGGGAGGGGGAUGCUGUUCACAGGGAAAAUACUGCACGAAUUUCUUCAGGGAGAGGAGGAAAGGCUGGGGAGAGGAGACCCCUUUUUGGUCCUGCACUACAGCACAGCAUCACCCCCCGAGCUGUGGAUGGGUGGAUCGAUGGGUGCCCGUGCAGGGAUGGGGGUCACUGGGUGCACUCCAUCCUGGACCAAGGAUGGGGGAUGUCACGGGGUUGGGACCGUGAGGGGAAAGGUCAGCCAAGGAGGGACAAGCUUGCUCUGUCAUGGCUGGAUUUGAGAUUGCAAGGUGGGGGACAGCCCCGGUGCCCCCCUGGAGAAGUGCCUGUCAGACGUGAGGGUGUGGGGAAGUGCAGAAGGUGGGGAGGAGAAGGGGGAAGGGAAGAGGGAGGAUGUGUCGGAGGUGUCCUGGAGCGCUGGGACAGGGCAGGGUCUGGCUGCUGCCCUGCAGGGGUGCAGGGAAGGGAGCGGAGGGGGCAUUGGCGUGCUGGGUGAGGGGCACUGGGCUGUGGGUUUCGGGCUGCUUCACCCUGCGUAUUCACGGGAGGCCUUGGCAUCCUUCGUGCACUGCCCUUGGUGCCUGCAAAGAGAAUAAUCCCCCCUGGCAGGGGGGCAGCACCCCAUACGCUGUGCUGAGUGCCUAUAGGUGAUCUAUGGAUGACUCCAGAGGGUCUGUGCAGGUGCUUCAGGGUGGGCAUACAAAAUCCCUCGUCGCUUGGGAUUCUUGUGGCUAUGGGGUGGUCCUGCCGGGCCCUCACUGGUGGUACACAUCACUUGUGGGGCUGGCUGGGGGGCACACCGGCUCUGCACCCUGCUCCAGGCACCAGCAGGCAGAGGACCAUCCGCUGCUCAGCAUGAGAUGUGGUGUCUCCCCCAGCUGUGAGUAAACAGUUGUGGAUUAUUAUUGUGGUUUUUUUUAAUCUUUUGGGGUUUUUGUUUGUUUUAUUUUUCUUUUCUUUUUUUAAUGCACUGUGCUCUGAUUAAAAAAUUUUACUACUGUUUUAUAAAUAAAUGUAUAAAAGAAUGAACUGGAAUGGAAGAAGAAUCAUUAAAAUAUAUUUAUUUACAACAUC